This is a messenger RNA of Capsaspora owczarzaki ATCC 30864, 581 nucleotides long. RefSeq lists its product as hypothetical. The coding region runs from base 22 to 456 and encodes 144 amino acids. The transcript has 3 exons. NCBI's taxonomy places the organism in Eukaryota, Filasterea, Ministeriida, Capsasporidae. The record is from RefSeq and is a predicted model, not a curated record.
CAGUCGUUGUUUUCUACGAAAAUGGUUGCACCAACGCUGUCUCGCACGCUGCUCAUGAUGGGCUUCCAAGCGGCGACGAUGCCCGUGUUCCGGAAUGGCGCAUGGCGGCCACCGAUGCUGUCCAAGCGCGAGGUCGCACAGAGCCUGAAGCUCUUUGGUCCUGGCAUUGUGCCUGCGCCAAAGGUCUCCAACUGGCAGCCAACGCACGCCAAGGGCCACCUCUACGACAUCCAGAAGGGGACACGACAAGCAAAGGUUGACAAGAUUAUGGAGACAAUGCAAGCACAGAAGGACGCACUCCGACAGGAGCGCCGCAACUAUCGCAUCACGGUGCGCGCAGACUCAAAGCCGGUGGCAUCGGAUACUUACACCGAGGCAGAUCAGCUUGCAUCCAAGCUCAAGCGCGAGCGUCUCAUGGCAAAAAAGGAAGCCAAGAAGGAGAAGAAGGCCCGCUAAAUGGCCUUUUGUUUUUAUCGUUCUGCUGUUUCUUUUCCGUUAUUGCUUGGAGUUGGACUGUGUGGAUUUCUCGUGUUCAAAAGUUGUGUACAACAUGCUGUUGUUUUCUCGAAGCCCGUUUCCCC